Molecule: messenger RNA, 1800 nt
Organism: Ipomoea nil (Japanese morning glory)
Lineage: Eukaryota; Viridiplantae; Streptophyta; Magnoliopsida; Solanales; Convolvulaceae
Exons: 2
Coding region: 1-1800 (599 amino acids)
Biological process (GO): DNA integration
Molecular function (GO): nucleic acid binding
Source: RefSeq, a predicted model, not a curated record
AUGACCCCAGAACUCAACAGGGAGACAAGCUUGAAAAUGAAGAGGUCUUGGUGUAUUUCAAUGCGAAUAGCAUUGGAAGUGAAAAACAAAUGGUCUAUAGUCGACGACACAAUGAUAGCUCCGGCCAGAAGUCAUCCUCAAUACGCAGCUUGGAGAAGAUGCAAUCUGCUAGUUUGCUCUUGGAUCUUCAAGUCUGUCAACUCCUCAAUAGCUCAGAGCAUUAUACAUUUAGAUCAGGCAACAGACGUGUGGGAGGACUUGAAGCGAAGAUUCUCUCAUCAUGACGCACAGAAGAUCUCAUCGUUACAGAGUGAGAUCUAUGGUCUGAAACAAGGCACGAUGUCUGUAAACGAUUACUACACUAGAUGCCGCACCUUAUGGGAGGAGAUGAACUCCACGAGACCUUUUCCUGUGUGCAGGUGCGAUCCAAAAUGCUCAUGUGAUCUCAUUGAUCAAAUCAGGAAAGAGAGAGACACAGAUCAAGUGAUACGAUUCCUACAUGGCUUGAACGAUGAUUAUAGUAAUCUGAAGUCCAAUGUGCUUGUUCUCGAUCCCUUACCGGAGGCGAACGCUGUUCAACACAGCCAAAACAUUCCAGAUGAAGUCGUAGCAGCGUUUCAUUCCUAUAAUGGCAAACGUAGUGGAAACUCGAAUAAGGGAGCCAAGUGCACCUAUUGUGGAAUGAAUGGACACACAAUAGACAAGUGCUAUAAGAAGCACGGUUUUCCUCCGGGAUGGAUUUCGGGAUUCAAAUCAAAGGGGAAACAAGGAGCAGUCAUGUCGAAUAAUGCAGUAGAAAAUUCUGGAAACUCUGGAAAUGCUUCUACCGUGGAUCAGCUGCAGAAGCUAAUUUCCCUCCUUCAAGCACAAGCUGGACAAUCCUCAGGCACAAAUGCCACAGCUGCUGUCUCAUUAGUUCCGAGUUUCAACAGCGAAAACUCUGAAACUGAAGGCAAGUAUUCUGCUACUUAUAUUAAUUCUACUUUCUUGUGUGAAUCUACAUGGAUUUUAGACUCCGGUGCUACCGACCACAUCGUUUGUUCGCUUGAUUACUUUGAUAAUUACCGUGUGGUACGUGGAGCGGAAGUCAAUUUGCCUACUGGAAAUUCUGUGGUAGUCAAUCAUGUUGGAAAUGUCAGUCUCAACAAGGAAUUGUGUUUGAAGGAUGCUCUACACAUUCCAUCCUUCAAAUUCAAUAUCAUCUCUGUGAGUAAACUUCUUCAAGAUACCUGCAAUAAGCUAAUAUUUUUGUCUAAUCAGUGUCUCAUUCAGGAUAUGCUUGGGACGAGGACUGGUAUAGCUAAACAACGUAAUGGUUUAUAUUUGUUACUUGAACCACCAAGGAGGCAGGAUGUCAUGCAUAGCUUCGCAGUUCAUUGUAAUAAUAGUGAGGUGUGGCACCAAAGAUUAGGACACUUUCCUAUAAAUAAAAUGCACCUCUUGAGUGACAUUAAAUUCUCUGCUGCUAAAACCUUGGCUUGUGAUGUUUGCCACCUUGCAAAACAUAAACGCUCACCCUUUCCUUUAAGCACCACGUCUUCAAAGAAUUGUUUUGAUUUGAUCCACGCAGACAUAUGGGGGCCUUUCCAGAUAUGUUCAUUGCAGGGAGAUCGAUAUUUUUUAAGCUUGGUGGAUGACCAUUCGAGAUACACUUGGCUACAUCUGAUGAGAAACAAAUCUGAAACUAGACAGUUCAUAAAGAAGUUUCACGCAAUGGUGUUCACACAGUUUGGAACUUUGAUUAAAACUUUCCGGACGGAUAACGGGCCUGAGUUUAGCAUGACCGAGUUCUUUACAUAG